CUUUAUAGGAGCGCGGCGGGGCGCGGGGGGCAGCGCGGCACCAUGGAGUACGCGGAGGCGGACUACUACUACGGGGAGGAGGAGGGCAACGAGACGGGGGAGGCGUGCGAGUGGCAGGCGGACUGGGAGGCGUCCUUCUCGCUGCUGCCCGCGCUCUACACGCUGGUCUUCGUGCUGGGGCUGUCCGGCAACGGGCUGGUGCUGCUGACGGUGUGGCGCGGCCCUCGGGCCAAGCGCCGCUCCGCCGACGCCUACAUCGGGAACCUGGCGCUGGCCGACCUGGCCUUCGUGGCGACGCUGCCGCUCUGGGCCGCCUACACGGCGCUGCGCUUCCACUGGCCCUUCGGCGCGGCGCUCUGCAAGCUCAGCAGCUACCUGGUGCUGCUCAACAUGUUCGCCUCCGCCUUCUGCCUGGGCGGCCUCAGCGCCGAGCGCUACCGCGCCGUGGCCCGAGCCGCGCCGCCGCCCCGC
This is a messenger RNA of Oxyura jamaicensis (ruddy duck), 471 nucleotides long. Its product is annotated as apelin receptor A-like. Gene Ontology annotation, molecular function: G protein-coupled receptor activity. Gene Ontology annotation, biological process: immune response; G protein-coupled receptor signaling pathway. Lineage: Eukaryota; Metazoa; Chordata; Aves; Anseriformes; Anatidae. The transcript has a single exon. The annotation marks the transcript as partial. Gene Ontology annotation, cellular component: membrane. The record is from RefSeq and is a predicted model, not a curated record.